AUGUCUACACCUACUACCGUUCUCGAACUUCUGCCCACUAUGGCUGAACUCAAUAGACAUAUUGAAGAAACCUUAGCGAAGCUAGAGCAAAUCGAUGAAUACAUUAAGUAUGCUAUCGAAAUCAAGCAUCAGGGAAGGAGAGGAUACUUAGAAUUCAGCAAAUCGAUGCAAGGUUGUAUGGAAGACUGCGCUUUCAAUCUACAUCUCCAAAUCAUGUCAUCCCCAACUAACAAACACACCGAUCCCGUUGAUCCCAAAGGUCCAAGAGAUCUCCCCAACUCACCCAGAGCCUCCACUCCUCUUUCUGCCGUCCCAAUUCUGGGCAUUUUUACCUCUCCACCUAAUCGUGGAAUGGAUCAAAGCCCGCGGUCACAAUCUAUACGACCCCUACAAUCAGAACUCAAAGGAGUGGAGUCAGCGCGAGAGCUCGAAGAACGAAAGCCAGAUGACUUGAAUGUCGAGGAUUGGAAAAGAGAGCUCAAAGGGUGGAUGUCUGAUAUGCAGAAGGUGUAUGGAAGAGUUCUGGCAGACCUUGCAGUCCCUUUCAACCUCCCCUGGUAUUUAAAUUUUCCACGUCCAGUCUCUCAUAUAAUCAAAGGUCCGCAACCAGAUGAAAAACGUCCCACCUUUCGGGGUGUUGAGAUCUUCGCUUUUGAUGAACGGAAAGAUAUUGAAGAAGUUGAUCGAUGGAUCGAAGCAGCACGAGAGCUUGAAUUGAAAGGAAAGGAUGUGAAGGAAUGGAAGGAAAUGCUCCAAAAACUCCUUGUAGAAAUGGGUGCGGUCCCUGCAACGAUAAUUGAGGUCGGAGCAAUGUUGGCUGAGCUUCACGCAGAAAACAUUUAUGAUGAUGAGCCUACUCCACAGAAGUUUGAGAUUGAGAGAUAA
Messenger RNA from Sclerotinia borealis F-4128, 885 nucleotides. The record is from the annotation of a GenBank genome assembly. Lineage: Eukaryota; Fungi; Ascomycota; Leotiomycetes; Helotiales; Sclerotiniaceae.